Fundulus heteroclitus (mummichog) is the source of this 1367-nucleotide messenger RNA. Its product is annotated as regulator of G-protein signaling 21. The transcript is spliced from 4 exons. Lineage: Eukaryota; Metazoa; Chordata; Actinopteri; Cyprinodontiformes; Fundulidae. The record is from RefSeq and is a predicted model, not a curated record. Bases 404 to 946 code for a protein of 180 amino acids.
AAAUGCAGCCAAAUUCCUGAUGAAACAACGUGACACUAAGAAUAGCACAGGCCUGAAGGGUUGGCCUGAUGACGUGGAGACUUAUCAACCUGUUUACACUUGUGAGGGUGAAGAAUGUGGAGCAACACUCUACAGGUUGUUCUAUAAUUAAACCACAAGGAAGAGCUUAAGGUUUUGUGUGUGCCACACCGCACAUCUAAAAGGGAUAUUGUGCUGAAAGGUAGACUUCGGGAAGAAAUGUGUCUGCACGGUGGUGAUUCUGGUUACUCAGUCAGUGGACAGGAAGCUGGGAUCCAGUUGGAACUUAUAAACUUAAUGUAGGAGUGAUUCUUCCAAGGACUGAGCUGCACGCCCUGCAAUUUACACAAAUGAUCAUCCACUGUUGAUGUGAUUCAUUUUGACAAUGAAUGGAUUCCUUAAGAAGUCGCACUCUAAGGACACAAAGAAAACACAGGAAACAUAUGAAACCAGCCUGUUGGGAGACUCUCUUGAGACGGUCCUUUCCAAGAAAAGUGGAAGAGAGGCGUUUCGGGAUUUUCUGAGGUCGGAGUUCUGCGAAGAAAAUCUGGAUUUCUGGCUCGCCUGUAAAGAUUAUCAGACAUGUCAGAGUCAAGAGGAGCGGUCACAAAUAGCAGCGAGUAUUUAUGAAGAGUUUAUAAGGGAUGGGUCCCCCAAACAGGUAAAUCUAGAUUUCGAUACAAGAAAAACGAUCGGACAGUGUCUGGAACAGCCAGGGCCAUCCUGCUUCACUGUGGCAGAGAAGAAAAUCUACCUCAUGAUGGAGAGCUGCUCCUUUCUACGCUUUACUGACACUGAGCCCUACAAACUCUUUAUUAACUCGGUUUCUAAACAGAGAGGCCUUAAGAGAAACCGUAUGGCUGUGAGAAUGAAGAACCCCGUGGAUGAUCUCAGAGUCAACCCACUGCUGCUGGUGAGCACGGACUGACUCCACGUGUGCCGUUGAUGGUUGGAAAUGUUGCCCAGAGAGACAGACAAAGACUGCGGGCCAAAGGGCUGCGCUGGCACUUCCUCAUCCCACAAAGCAUCUCAGCAGAUCUCUGUGAGACACGACAGAGAGCUGUGCAAAGGAAGCGGACACCAGUCGUCAGCAGAAGUAAAGUGCAGCUUCUGGCAGGGACAGUCUGCACAAGCGACUCAUAAUAGAAUGUAUUUUUAUUUAUUUUUUGUACUUUGUGAGUUUGGACUUUAACAGCAUUUGUUAAGCUAUGAAAUCCUCUUGUCCUGUAGGCAUCACGAAGCGAAGGGGUUAUUUCAAAAUAAAUCACGUGAUUUUACAGCAACGGCAGCAUGGAGGAAACAAAAGCGCAUCCUUCUCGCUGGUGCGCUACUGCCACCCAGUGGAUGUU